UCUUUGUAUUUUCGUAAUUAUCCCCGCGGUGUAUCAGUGAAUUUCAUAUGGAAAGUUACAUAUAAUAUGUGCGAAAAUUAACAAUAAUGGCUGCAAAUGACUUCGUUGCAAAACUCAAAGCGAAUGGAACUGAGAAUGAUCUAUGUGACCUGGAUAAAGUGAUCAGCGAAUACAAAACGAUAUUGACUAAAUUAUCACCAAAAGACAGGAGUUCUUUUUCUUUAAAUAUUUUGUGUAUAUUGUGCAGGAACAUAGACAAAGUGCCAUCAUGGAGGGACAGCAUAAACCCAAAACUACUCCUGAUCCUGAGUAUAGACUGCGUGAGAGAAAUUGGAAGCGGGGAGAGACCGGACCAAGUGAAGACUUUGGCUUGUGUGUAUCAUAUACACAGGUUUAUUAUUAGACUGAAAUCAUCCAUACCGCCCGAGUUGGUGUUGAAAAUUUCCUUUAUGCCGUUUGAAUGUGAUGUUAAGAAUAUGCUUACGGAGUAUGUUAAGACAUACUGGAGCAUUGUAGUUGACCGGAUCACUUAUAUAGAAAGGUUGAAAGCGGGCAAAGUUGCGAUCAUAAAGUUACUACCGAAGCUCAUUGAUGACACUUUAAAAGUCAUACAAAUAUACAACACGGUGCAAUUUUGCACGAACGCAUUGACAUAUCUCAUAAAGAAAUUGCAUUUUCUUUACAACGAUAGACAUUCCAUUGAAUUGAACGAAACUUUCAGGCGAAUUUUCGAUUCGCUGACGGCCAAAAGUGAUUUGAAAGACUUCAAAAAGUUAUCCGUCAAAGAAAUAACAGAUCUGUAUAUAAAAUUCAACGAUUGUUAUUAUGUCAUAGUUGAGAAUAAUUCAAGAGACAAUUUCAAAGAUUCCAUAUUGACAAAUGUUGUUCGCACGUACAUUAGUUUCUUGGGCCACUGUCCAGAUGUAUUUCAUUGCUUCCAAACGUUUUACUCCAAUGGUUUUUGCAAUAUAUUCAACUGUAUGACGAAUUCUAACUAUAAUGAAACCAUAUUUAACAGUCUACUCAUGUCGUUUGAGACUACAGAAAAAUUGGGGUAUUCUAAACUUAUGUAUGUAACAUAUCCGUUUAUAAAUCAAUUGUUAAGAUUGUACAUAGAUUAUUCGGUAGCCAACGUUAAGGAUUGGAAGCAGAUUUUCACUGAUAUAUCUCAAGAAUGUUAUUUGAAACUUAUAUUGGCUAUAAUGAGCAAGGCUAAACAUAGCGAACAGUUAUUAAAAUGUGAUAAUUGUACAGUAAAAAGCGGUUUACACGACGCUUUGCGUCUGUCGUUUUUAAGUAUUCAUUUCGUGAAACAGAAUAAUGAAAUACAGAAUAUAUUACCGAUAUUUUAUACUAUAAUCGAAGAACAACAUAGUAUAUUAAAAGAAUUGAUGAUAAAAGGAUGCACUAACUAUGAAAAAUGCUAUCGUAAAUUGCAAACCGACAUUCACAAUACAGCUAUUGUUCUGAACAAGUCUGAACAUAACGAGUAUUCGAUCAAAUUAUUCAACAUAUACUUGUCCCAUGAGAUUUCCAGUUUCAAAGAUGAAUCCGAUUUGAAAAAUAUAAGUAGAGCAUUGUAUAACAAAAGUAUUUGUCAAUUGGACACAAAAAUGUAUGAGAAUGCAUUGAAAGAUGCGUAUUUGAGUAUGGUUUUUGCUUGGCCGGAACUGAUGAAAAUGAAUUCUGAGAAAUACAUGAGUCUAGUGAUGGAUAUAAAAGCCAAAGCGUUGAAGGCUUCGGACGAGGGGUGCCAGGACAAGUUGCAACUUGUCUCUGUAUUGGAUGUAUGCAAAAUGUGUAUGAAAGAUAAGUUGUAUGGGAAUUUGAAGCCGUUUUUUGUGCCAUUAAAAUUCAGCGCACUUCUGAAACACGAGUUCUCAAUGUAUGCUAAAUUGUGGCCCUCAAUAGUACCCAUAGCUGGCGUUUGGAAAUCAUUAUAUGAAUUGGCUUGUAACAAUUAUACUUGGCUAGCUGCCGAAGACGAGGCCGCCAUUUUGUCGACACUCUGCGACGUGAUUCUAGAAACGUCCGCCGCGGUCCGAACGCUGUACAGCGAUUAUUAUAUGACAAUUAUUGAUGAUCUCAUUGGGAAAUUUGAUGAAAAAUCGGCUGACAGCGCGGAACUUCAAAUAGUUCAAGCUGGUAUAUUAUUCCUGAAAUCUGAACUUGAUCUACAAAAGGCCAGUGAGAAAUAUGGAUGGAAGAUUACUGAACCAAUAAAAGAUCCGGACGAUGUCACGAUCACCCGUACGGCUGCGCAGGAGUACGAGGCCGCCCGCCGCGCGAUACAAGCGGUCGGCAUAUUGACUGACUUACUGCCGGAUUUGACUGCUGUUCCAGUCACAAAAAGGCUACGAUUAUGUCUAGAAAUAGCGGAGAUAUUCGUUCAACAGUUGCUACAUUUAGACAGGCGCGUCCACGGGCUGCAACUAUCAUAUAUAUGUUGCGUUCUGGCAGAACGUUUGGGUGAAAAAUCAUCGUACAUAAGAAACGCUGGAGUUUUGCUCUCCAACUCGUAUAGACGGACGGACAAACUCACCAGCAUCAUGUUGAGGGCCACACAUAUAUGUGCUGAGCUGAUGACUGAUGAGAUUACAUUGGACACGGCGCUGGUGUACGUGUGUGACGCCGCUAUUUACAACGUCAACAUUGGCGCUACAGGGACGGCCGCAAGGCUCCUUCAAAUUGCGCAAGCGCAAAUAAUUAGCGCUUUUGAAAAAUAUCCGAAUAUCAAUUUGGAUCUUUCGAUCGGCCGAUUGUUACAAGGUCAAUGUUCUCUGUGCAAAGACUCCGGCCCCAGCUCUCUGAGCGCCGUAAGCGUCGUCCAAAGGCAUUAUUUGUCUAUAUCCAAUGUUGGUACGAGCCGCCACCGCCGCCGCCUCGCCUCUCUCACUGUAAAGCGGCGGCGCUCCUCUAGCGCGCUGCGCUGCGUGCGCGUGUCCCGCGCGUUGUUGCUGCGGCGGCGCGUGCGCACGUGGAGCGCGGUCGCCGCGCCGUGCGCCAGCGCCCUCGCCGCCGCCGCGCUGUGCGUGCUCAGGGACGAUGUAAACAUCGACGGUCGGUUAAAAUACAUCUUGGGUAUCACCACAACGAACGAAACUUUUUCACAGCAACCAGCCGUUCCUCUGUCCAAACCCGAGGUGUUUACUCCGAAACAAGACCUAGAGACGAUGCUGGAGAACGCCACAUUCAAGAAAUCACAACUGAGCCCUUCAAUACCUUGUAUUACUGUCCCGGGUUACAGAACUCCCGAAUGUCUGAAACAUGUUAAAUGUGAUUGUUACGCGUGCGAAAUACCGUUGUGUUAUAUUUUAUCAGCAUGUACUGUAGGUUUGGAAGCGGCUAGGUAUUUCAGAGGUAAAGAAGUCGAUAUAGCUAAGAAUUAUUUCAAAGGUGCGUUUGAGUGUUUUGAUCUAGCUGAGCGGAAAUUGGUUGAUUUCAAAGUGGAUAUGUAUGAGGAGUUUAUAGUGGAUGGCGUUAGAAGGAAACUGAUGACUGAAUUGAAGGAAUACCAAGUUGAAAUGUUGAUUGAAGCGUCAUUUUUCGAAUUGUCCAUCAAUAAUUACGAGAGAGCUGACGAAAUUAUCGUCAAGAUACACGAAAUUUCACAAGAAUAUGAUCUGAACGGUUAUUUGAGCAAUGAAGUGAUGAAUUUGAUAGUCGCGUCGGCUGAAUUGAGGAAUGUUGUUAAGAAACGCGACGAUACUAAUUUGAUUAAUGAAUUCGAAUCUCUGAAAUUGACUCCUAGUAAAGAUGUUGAAGUUCCUAAAACGCCCGAAGUCAAGCCGAAAGCGCCACCGAAAAUGCCCAAAGUGACAGUGAAAGAUGAAGAGAUUCCUAAGAAGCGUAAAGUCAUCAAACUGAAUCUAGACGAAGUGGUUGAAUCUAAACCUAUCAAAAAGAAGACUGAAUUCAAAAUACCUAUACCUGUUACCUCUAAACAUGUAUUAGAAAAUAUAACACCGAGAAUAACACGUACGAAACCUAAUAUUUUGGUGUCUCAACACACGGAUGAUGUUAAAACUCCUGUAACUGAUUUCCACACGCCCAUAGCUUCGACGCCUGACGAAUUCUUCACGCCUAUGACUAGUCUAAAGACUUAUUCUAAGAAAUCUUUGAGACAUAACAUUGUUAAGAAUUUGGAGAGUGAAUUUGCGACUCCUAAAGCGGAUAAUAGUGUUAGUAAAUUAGAUGUGCCUAAAAGUAAAGCCAAAGAUAAUAAAAAGACGUUGAAACGAGCGACAAGUCCUGGUAAGUUAGUGAGGGAAGUUCCGACGAGGUCCGGUCGGAAACCGGCCGUGAAACCUAUAAAAUUUGGCUCAAAAGAUGAAAAAUGACAAUUUUACUAGAUUAACUUUUUUUUAAAUAUGUAAAUGUUCAUGGUCUGCGUUUUGUUUUUAAUAAGUAAGUUCGUAUAAUACGUUUCAAUAAAGAAGAGAAUCUAAAAUGGCGUCAAGUAUUUGCAGUGACAGAUCGUACGGUUAGCAAACAAAAAAAUAAAAAAUAUGUAUUUAUCAAAAACAUUUAAAAGCAAUUCUGUGCAUUGAAUAUAUUUAAAUCAAUAAAGAAACGAAUAUUAAAUUUAGAAUAAAUUUAAAAAUUAGUAUUUGCAGUGACAGAUCGUACGGUUAGCAAAGAAAUGUAAUAAUAUUUUUUUAUCAAAAACAUUUAAAAAAAUAUUUUGUACAUUGAAUAUAUUUACAUUAAAAUAAUAUAAGGCGAUGAAGAAACAGUAGUAGUGUCACACAUGUCACACAAAUGUAAUCACCGCGCAGAACAAAAAUUCUACAAUACAAACAACGACUGUUUUUUUUUGCAUGCAGUACCGCUAUGUGUAAGUAAAACCGGCAAUAGUGUGCAAGUGAGAGGUCACAAUUUUGGCCACCAUUUUAAAUUCGUUUCUUCUAAGAAACGGGUUAUACAAAGCUAACUUUUCAGGACUCACAAGAAUUUUAAAAACGCGGGUAUUAAAAAAAAAUAAAACAAGGUGUCUCAUGUCAUUUUGGCCAAUGGUGUCGUGCCACAGAUACAAAAGAUUACUCUGAUUGGCCGAAUGAGAGGGUCACGUGACUUUUUAUAUAACUUUUUAUAUAUCUGUUCAUCAAGGGUUCUUACCAUCUUACAGUUAUGGCAAGAACCUAACUAGGUAAAUUAUAUUAAGGUGCAUACAGAUUAUGUGACAAUGUUAUAUAACACUAGCUGUGCCCGCGACUUCGUCCGCGUGGAUUAGUUACUAUGGGCAUCAUUAAAGCCCUCUUCACAUUUUCCAUUAUUUACAUACAUACAUACAUACAUAAAAUCACGCCUCUUUCCCGGAGGGGUAGGCAGAGACUACCUCUUUCCACUUGCCACGAUCUCUGCAUACUUCUUUCGCUUCGUCCACAUUCAUAACUCUCUUCAUACAAGCUCGGCGGUUUCGGGUACUUUUGACCUGACCCUUUACCAGGACGUCCUUAAUUUGAUCAAGAUACGUUCGUCUAGGUCUUCCCACUCCGACCUUUCCCUCCACACUCUCCUUGUAUAUCUGCUUAGUCAACCUGCUUUCAUUCAUCCUCUCCACAUGACCGAACCAUCUUAACAUAUCCUUUUCUAUUCCUGUAACUACAUCUUCUUUCACAUCACAACAUUCCCUUAUCACGCUGUUCCUUAUCCUGUCACUCAAUUUCACACCCAUCAUACUCCUUAACGCUCUCAUUUCCACUGCAUUUAUUCUGCUUUCAUGCUUCUUUUUUUUCUCCAUUAUUUCUUUGCUUCUAAUAAUUGCAGCAUGAUGUUAUAUAGCCUUAAGCCUUCAUCGAUAAAUGGUCUAUUCAACGCAAAAAUAAUUUUUCAAUUCGAACUAGUAGUUCAUGAGAUUAGCGCGUUCAAACAAACUCUUCAGCUUUAUAAUAUAAGUAUAGAUUUAAAAGUUGCGCACCGUUGGAAGAAAUAGGAAGACUUAACUUGGCAGUGCCAAUAUAUGCCCAUCCUAGCGUUUCUCCCGAUAAAUCAUCCCUUGGGAAUUGACCUUCAACUACCCUAUGACCACGAUUCAAGAGUGAGUAGGUCAGCUCGCGCGGUAUGACACGCGCGACGCCAUUUUAAUCGCGCUAUAAACUAUCGCUGUUUCGCUUUUUAUCGUGACAUGAAACGGGACAGCGAUAUGUCGUUUUUUCGACCGAUAUAAAUUGUAUUAUUUUAAGAAUGUGCUCAUACUGAAUAGGUUAGUUGUAACGUAAUACUGUUACCGGAAACUGAAGUGCAAAAUUUGUAUUUUUUAACCAAACUUAAAUGUAUUUUUGUAAUUUUGUAUUGAUAAAUAAAAAUUAAUUUUACCAAUA
Messenger RNA from Amyelois transitella, 6323 nucleotides. RefSeq lists its product as uncharacterized. The record is from RefSeq and is a predicted model, not a curated record. The transcript is spliced from 14 exons. Lineage: Eukaryota; Metazoa; Arthropoda; Insecta; Lepidoptera; Pyralidae. The coding region runs from base 87 to 4340 and encodes 1417 amino acids.